Aspergillus alliaceus is the source of this 1161-nucleotide messenger RNA. Its product is annotated as PIG-L family deacetylase. Gene Ontology annotation, cellular component: endoplasmic reticulum. Gene Ontology annotation, biological process: GPI anchor biosynthetic process. Gene Ontology annotation, molecular function: N-acetylglucosaminylphosphatidylinositol deacetylase activity. NCBI's taxonomy places the organism in Eukaryota, Fungi, Ascomycota, Eurotiomycetes, Eurotiales, Aspergillaceae. The transcript has 2 exons. The coding region runs from base 1 to 1161 and encodes 386 amino acids. The record is from RefSeq and is a predicted model, not a curated record.
AUGAGAAUUUCAUCUUUUCUUGGAGCCGUUGGCUUUUUACACCAGCUACAUUCCUCAGCUGCACAGACCUUGAAUAUCGUCGCACACCAAGAUGACGAUCUACUAUUCACCAGUCCCGAUCUCCUACACGCUAUUCAGGCUAGUCGCAAAGUCCGCACGGUAUUCCUAACUGCAGGCGAUGCAGGGGAGACCUCCACGGGCUACUGGGAGCAGCGUCAGGCAGGCUCCCAAGCCGCGUACGCGCAGAUGGCGAAUGUAGAUAAUGCCUGGACGCAAUCAGACGCUGGCAUUCAUGGCAAAAAUAUACCUCUUUUUACACUCAAUGGCAAUCCAGACAUAUCUCUGGCCUUUCUGCAAUUACCCGACGGUAACCUUGGCGGAAAUGGCUUCCCGAAUACUGGAAGUGCCAGCCUUCAGAAACUCUGGCAAUCAGAAAUCAGCAGCAUCCAGGCAGUGAACGGAUCGACCAGCUACACGAGUGACGAGCUUCUCAACGCGCUUGCCACUUUGAUGAGUGAUUUCCAGCCAGAUCGGGUCAAUACUCUGGACUACGUCCAUGGCUACGGGGACGGUGACCAUAGUGACCACCACACGACGGCUUAUUAUGUGCAAAAAGCAGCUGAAAGAUACACCACCGGCCAUACUUUGACUGGGUACACAGGAUACCCGAUCCAGUCGAUGGCUCAGAACGUGUUGGAUGAUGACCUCAAGGCCAAGCAAUCUGCUUUCUUCACGUACGCCGCGCACGAUUCCAAGGUUUGCCAUGACUUGGCCAGCUGCGGUAAUGGGAAUGAGGCGCAAUGGCUACAACGACAGUAUGCUGUCACGGGAGAGCCAGUAGCCAAUGCUAGAACUCUUACCGCUCGUCGGGCCGUUGAACCAGAGGAGAGGGUCGUGCUUGAUGGCGGUGGCCAGACGGCAGAUAAGGCUAUUGACGGAAUGGUAGACGGCUAUCCCGGACUGAUAGUGAGAGAAUGGGCAACUGUGGGUGGUAAAGCUGGGAGCAUUUUAACGCUUACAUGGAACAAUCCGCAAAUAAUUUCCGAGAUUUACCUGUGCGAUCGUCCCAAUGUCAAUGAUCAAGUCACUGGUGGCUCUCUCCGGUUUGACAACGGAAGCAGUGUCCCAGUUAAUGUACUGGACAACUAUGGGAGCCCCUAA